This is a messenger RNA of Mercenaria mercenaria, 1652 nucleotides long. RefSeq lists its product as uncharacterized. NCBI's taxonomy places the organism in Eukaryota, Metazoa, Mollusca, Bivalvia, Venerida, Veneridae. The record is from RefSeq and is a predicted model, not a curated record. Bases 402 to 1169 code for a protein of 255 amino acids. The transcript is spliced from 9 exons.
UCCAAUGUUUUUCGACGCCUUAAAGGGCUUAACUUGCUCAAAUAGUUUCACAACAGAAAUGGACUGAAAGAUGAUUAAUUUAAAGGCGGAUAGCGGAUAGUUCGCCAUCAUUUUACUACUUAAUUUCGCCGACGUUAUCGCGCAUGUGCGUCAACACAACUAGCGCAUGUAUUAGUUUGGACACACUGGGAUAUAGUUUUGACAGAUCGGAUUUAGUUAUAUCGGAGUUAAAUAAAUAUUACAUACUCAUUUCAAAAUAAAACAUUCAAAAGUUUAUGUAUUUACAAAAUCCAUUUAGAAUAUAGAAGUUCCACAAAUCGGGGUACAGAUAUCAGAUAUUUUUGAGGACGUUAAUAAGUAACUGUCGAUUUUCCACUGGAGGUCGAGAAGAAAAAUAAAAUAUGCAGCCGAGUAUUUUAUUUAUCAAGAUAUCGGUGACACUGGCCGUUGUGUAUGGUGUACCUAUCAACCCUAUGAAACGUUCAGCUGGUUUAGAUGCUGAAGACCUAACAAACAGUUUGUCGAAGCUAAAAUCUUUGUUAGAAAAGUUGGAAACAGCGGGGAUUACAAAAACAAAUCUGGCGGACAAUAUCGAAGAAAGCGCGAAGCAGACGACAGACCACGGUAAAGAAAAAUCGGACAAAAGUGAUGGAGAUACCGACGAAACUUUGUUGAAUUCCGUCGGCAAAGAAAGUGGAAGUCAGGAGAGAAUCAUUAACAUGAAGAAAUUCGUUGAAACUCUUACACCGAAAGAGUUACAAAAACUAAAGACGCUUAAAGAACUUGUACAAGACACUAAAAACACAAGAAAAGAAGACAAGAUAAUUGAAGGUUCAUUUGCGGACACUGCAGUGCACGACUCUAAAGAAAGACCUGACGUCACAAACUGGAAAGAACUGGCAAAGCGUCUCGAGAACGAGAGAGAUGAUCUCUAUCUGCAAUAUUUGAAGGAAGAGGACAAACCGGUACAUAUAGAAACAGAAACGAAGGAAGGAACUUUUGGUGAAUUUCGUGAUGAAAUAAAAUAUGCAGUGGAGAAAAACCUCCUCACCGACGUCGCCCUAGCCAUACACAGUGGCAUUGAUGUGGAUGAAAUACUUGCAGAUCUUUCAGCACAAGGCAAUGAGAGAAGUUAUGGUGCCAUUUGGACAAAGAGAAACAGAGACUGAUAAAGUGCUGAGAUAGAACAAUUUAAAUAAUAAACUAAUAAAAUACUAGUAUAUCUGUAAAUCUUGUGCAAUUUCAACAAAUUUCGUGUUACAUGUACGAUUUUAUCACUCACUUCAAGUGACUCCAUGUGAUAGUUUAAGCCUAUGUUUGACAAAAAUUAUCUUUAGGCAUUCUGCGGAUAUCAUGUACAGACAGAUUUACACCUCUACUGGCUGCCAUGAUAUUUUACCGGAUGUUUUGAUUUUAAUGCACAUGCGCUCUUUACGUGUGGCAAAAAAAACUGCUUAUCAAUAAUUAAACCUAUGAAUUAAUAGCCGUUGAGGCUGACACAACAGCAUUACAUUGUUUAUAACAAGAAAUCGUGGAAAUGUGUAACAAAAAUGCUAUCAAUGGAGUUCUCAAGUUAACUUAAAUGUCAAAUGUUGAUGUUGUUGAUGUUAUAUGUCCGUAUUCUUCACAUUAAAGAUUUUAAUAUAACUCUA